Molecule: messenger RNA, 303 nt
Organism: Cooperia oncophora
Lineage: Eukaryota; Metazoa; Nematoda; Chromadorea; Rhabditida; Trichostrongylidae
Source: the annotation of a GenBank genome assembly
AUGAAGUUCGAUGAAUUCUUAUUCACUCACCUUGGCGAGAUGGGCAAAUACCAGCGAGUGCAAUUCUUACUAGUAUGCCUUCCAACUAUCAUUGUAUCAAUGCAUGCCCUUAGUUGGUCACUGGCCUCAGUACCUGUUCCAUUUCGUUGUGCCUUACCGACAGAAACGAAGGAGUCAAAAUAUCUGACCGACGAUCCCCAGUUUAAUAUUAAAGAAUGCCGAGAUUGGAACGAGAACCCUGUCUCGAUAAACGAGUCGGGACGCCACGGUGUUCAUGUAUGUGAAUUCCUAUUUUAUUUGUAA